Messenger RNA from Racocetra persica, 736 nucleotides. The record is from the annotation of a GenBank genome assembly. NCBI's taxonomy places the organism in Eukaryota, Fungi, Glomeromycota, Glomeromycetes, Diversisporales, Gigasporaceae.
CAUGGAUUAUCAUCAAGAAUAUAUUACACAUGCAUAUCGCGAACUGACCAUUCCUCCGAUUAUCGAUGACAAAGGGAAUCCCAUGUUCGCCAUGGAUCCUAAUCACUUGCAUAUUUGGCCGAGACAUACUUUUAUGAUGAUUGCUUUACCAAAUUUGGACAAAUCAUUCACUUGCACCCUUUUUAUGCCCAACGAAAAAUUCGAUACUAUAAAAACAGAAAGAGAAUUGAUAAACUUCUUUGAAGUUUAUUUUCCAGAUUCCAUUCCUUUAAUAGGCGAACAGCGACUUAAAGAAUAUUUUCGUAACCCAAAAGGAUCGCUGAUGUCUAUCAAGUGCAAACCUUAUCACUAUCGAAACAGAGCAAUAAUCAUAGGAGAUGCAGCUCAUUGCAUGGUGCCAUUUUACGGACAAGGCAUGAACUGCGGAUUUCAAGAUGUUGAACUACUUGACAGCAUCUUUGAAAGAUUCAAUAUCACCGCAUUCCAUAAUGAUGAUUAUUAUGAUGACAAAUUGGAAAUGGCAUUUGAAGAGUACACAAAACUUCGUCAUGAAGAUGCAGUAGCAAUUUGUGACUUGGCAAUGUAUAAUUAUAUUGAGAUGAGAUCUAAUGUAGUAAAUCCUUGGUAUUUAGUAAGAAGAAAGGUUGAAGUAAGGUAUUCGGAAGCCAUGAAAAGAUGGAAAUGGCAAAGCCUUUUGCUGAAUAUUGUUGGUUUGAUGACUGCGGAUAAUCAGCCA